Hemiscyllium ocellatum (epaulette shark) is the source of this 3417-nucleotide messenger RNA. Its product is annotated as radiation-inducible immediate-early gene IEX-1-like. Lineage: Eukaryota; Metazoa; Chordata; Chondrichthyes; Orectolobiformes; Hemiscylliidae. The transcript is spliced from 2 exons. Gene Ontology annotation, cellular component: nucleus. The record is from RefSeq and is a predicted model, not a curated record. Bases 433 to 867 code for a protein of 144 amino acids. Gene Ontology annotation, biological process: DNA damage response; negative regulation of apoptotic process.
UUGGAGGUGUGCAGUACACAGGGAGAGCAACAACAGAGAGCUGUGGGGGUGCAGUACACAGGGAGAGCAACAACAGACAGCUGUGGGGGUGCAGUGGACAGAGUGGGUGACAGGCAGAGAGCUGUGGGUUUACAGUAGAUAGAGCGGGGGGACAGGCAGAGAGCUGUGGGUGUACAGUAGACGGAGUGGGGGACAAACAGAGAGCUGUGGGGGUGCAGUAGACAGUGGGGAACAGGCAGACACCUGUGGGUUUGCAGUAAACGGAGUGGGGAACAGGCAGAGAGCUGUGGGUGUACAGUAGACAGAGUGGGGGACAGGCAGAGAGCUGUGGGUUUACAGUAGACAGAGUAGGGGACAAACAGAGAGCUGUGGGGGUACAGUAGACAGAGUGGGAGGAGUUGCUUUCUCCUUGUGUCUCCGGUUGAGUGAGCGAUGCACUCUCCCCCUCUCACCCUGCAGCUCCAUCCCCCGGCAGGCCAGCCCCACAGCCUCAGCAGCCGGAGGAGCACCGACCCGGAGAUCUUCACCUUCGAGCCGAUCCCGGAGCACAAACCCAACCACAGGGGCAAGAGGCGGUCACUGAAGGUGCUCUAUCCGCUCUACCAGUCUCGGAAGUCCCUUCCCACCAAGAAGGACAUGGCUAAGAGGCUGUACCUGCUGCUGCUGUCCAUUGUAAUCCUGCAGGUGUACAGCGCGACCGAGCCUGGGGAAGAGGAGGCCAGUCCCAUCUCGCUGGCACAGAGGCUGGAGCCCGGCGGUGAGGAACUCUGCCCGCCCACUCAGCUGGGUUUCACGUUGGAUUCGGCUGCUGUCUGCAUCCUGGCGGUCCCGGGAGGAACUGCAGACAACACCACCAUGCAGUGGUGACCGUCUCUCUCCCCUUCCUCUCACUGAGUCAGCAGCUCGCCUGGGUUCCCCUCCCUCUGCAGCCUGAUCCCCUGGCCACACCAAAGACUUGACCAUUGUUCCCCAAGUGGGCACAUCAGUCGGGGGGACUAACUCAAGUGGCUCCCUCCACCGCCAGCAUCCAGAUGUGACUGACACGCCACCACUGCGCUUUCCCUGUUGGGACCGUGGUAGUGGUCCCUAACUUCGGGCCAGAAGGACCAGGCUCAAGUUCCAACUCCUUCAGACACGUGUCACAACGUGUCCGAACAAGUUGAUUGUAUAAUAAUUUUGUUAACCUGCCCCUCGCCGGGUGAGUGGGUGAAUUCCAACAGCUAACAAAUGAGGAAUGCGGUUCCUCAAUCUGAUGCCUGUAAAGUAUUUGGGGGUAUCUUUAACUUAAUUGCCCUCGCUGGUUCCGCAGCACUUUAUUCUUGAGCAGGGCGUGGCUCGCAAGAACUUGAAUCAGAUUGGCUUUGGGGGGAAAAAACAUCCAUCCUCUCAUGCUUCACAGAGUGACGUCUCAUCUGCAAUUAACACCCUGCUUUGUGGAGGAACUAAUUACGUUCUCAUUAGCUGAAUGGUAGCCAGUUUGAAACCUCCACUGAAUCAUGGGAGUCAAGGCAGGGUUCGACGUAAAAAGAUCAGCUGUCCCCCCCCCCCCCCCGGACCUUGUUCACCUCAAUCCCACCCCUCCGGCCAGUGCCUGUGACCACCUAUUGGCCGAUCAGCAAAUGUCUUCACGUCUGACUUCCAAGUACUUAUGGUGAGAUGGGUUGAUGACGAGCUGAUUCUAGGUGAAAACUUUGUUGAUGAUAUCUCUCCUCAGACAGAAACUAAAUGUUCCUGGCAUCAAUCAUGAUGAUGAUUCUACCCACAGUAUUGCGGUUUGCUGAUAGAAUACUGGACUUUAAUAGGAUUAGUGCUAAUGUUGCACUCCAGUGAUACGGGAAGCAAAACGGUGGAAUUUUUAUGACAGGAAAGACUUGUAAUUGGUUCAUUGAAGUGAUUUAAUUUAUUUUGCUGUAUUGUCAUAUUUAAUAUAGUGUAUUUUAUUGAACGGCCUAUUUAUUGUCUUUAAGUUUGGAUUCUACGUAUAAAUUAAUGAUGCAAAUGUUGCUCACUUGCUUGGCUUCAAACUGGAUUUUAAAAAUCCUUUUUAGUGAGUGGAGAUGUGGCGAUCUGAAAGUUGGCGAUUCAAAGUGCACUGCCACUCUCUGACUCAAGAUUCCAAUGGUCUGAAUGAAAUAACAUUCCAAUAUUUGCAAACUACCCUAGUCACCUAUAUUUCUUUUACCCCCACACUAUCACCUACCUGUGGUAGCGCUUAUAUUUCCCCCCCCCCCCCCCGACAGCACCCAUGUCAUGUGUGUGCAGGUGUGAGAUACACUGAAAGACAACAAUGUCUUCAAAUCUUUAUUCAAUUCCCACCAGGAAGAAAGGAAACAUCCAAAUGGCCAGUGACAAGCAGUGCCCUUCCCAGAGGGCAUUGCUGCAUGAUCAAACAGUGAUGGGGAGGGUGGGGAUUAAAUCAAAAUAGAGUUGGUGGGGGGAAUAAUACACUCCACUCCCUGCGGCGCCCAUCUCUCCCUGAACAACUCCAGGGUGUUGGUGGACACCGCGUGCUCCUUUUCCAGAGAGACCUGGGCUCUAACGUAACUGCGGAAGAGGGGCAGGCAGUUGGCCCUAAUGACCCCCUCCACAGCCUGCUGCCUGGACCUGUUAUGGCCAGUUUGGCCAGGCCCAGGAGCAGACCCAUGAGGAGAUCCUUUGACCUACCCUCCCUCAUCCGCACCGGGUGACGGAAGAUUAGGAGCGUGGGACUGAAGUGCAGCCAAAAACAGAGAAGGCGGUUUUUAAGAAAAUCAAAAAGGGAGUGCAAGCGCCCACACGCAAUGUGUACAUGGUCCACAGAACAAGCGGUUGGGCUGGGAGUCCAUGAACCACCGCAAUCUGCAGUUGCAGGGAGCUGUCACAUGCAGCACCCUCCAUCUCCUAGUCAUGUAUACUUGGACUUGUCCGUUUCAAUCUUUUUUGACCAGCCCUGAUGAACCUCCCCUUUUUGUGGUAAACAGUGUCUUUGUGAGUUAAAAUUGUCCCUUUUUUUUACUAUUAUUGAAACUCCUAAGAAGAAAAGAAGAAUCCAGUUUUCCUUCCACUCUUUAAUCCAAGCUUUAUUUCUUCCUGAAAUACCCACUGAGAAUGCUGGAGAAACUCAGCAAAUCUAGCAACCUCUGAAGAGAGAAAAACACCAUUAAUGUUUCGAGGCCAGUAUGACUCUUUUUCAGAGUUCAAGAUUCAUUCGCUUCCCUUUUCACUUUAUCCCUGGUUUGGCACUCUACCCACAGUAUUGCGGUUUGCUGACAGAAUACUGGACUUUAAUGGGAUUAGUUCCACUGUUCCACUUCAGUAUUCUGACAUGGAGAACAAAAUGAUGGAAUUUUAAUGACAUGGAAGACUUGUAAUUGGUUCAUUGAAGUGAUUUAAUUUAUUUUGCUGCAUUGUUAUAUUUAAUAUAAUGUAUUUUAUUGG